UGAAAUUUUUAGGACUGCAAAGGUCAGCCUCGUAAAAUAUGUCUGUGAAUUUGGUCUGACUCCCUGUUCAAUUGAUUAUCUCGCAGAAGGAAGAAGUGGGUUUUGAGCAUCAGGCUGCAAUCAUGCCUGAUGUUCCUCCUCCAGAACAGCUCCUUAAUCUGGAGGAGAUACGAGAAAGACGGCUUACUGAUCCUCGCUUCCCAUCCCAAUAUAGGAACUUGGCAGCUAAAAAGAAGUUUACUCCUUGGCCCAUAGAAAUGAGAUUCUGUGAAGAUUCAGCAUCUCAACAUAAACCAAGCUUAAACUACUGGUUUAGAGCUCGGGGAAAACUUUCAGAUGACCAAGCUCUACAUAGAUGUGUUGUAGCAUAUGCUUCGGACCUACUAUAUUCUGGUGUGAGCCUUAACCCUCAUCGGGAGAAGGGUUUGAAGACAUACUCGCUCAGUCUUGAUCAUUCCAUCUGGUUCCACAAACCUGUGAAGGCUGACGAAUGGUUGCUGUAUGUGAUCGAGAGCCCAUCUGCACACGGUGGUCGGGGUUUCGUCACUGGACGCAUGUUCAACAGGCAAGGAGAGCUUAUCAUGUCGCUAACCCAAGAGGCGUUGAUUAGAAAGGAGAAGCCACGAGGACGAAAUCUGAGGCCGAAGCUUUGAGAGAUGCACCAUCCUUUCUUCUAAUUUGGUUUAAAUAUUUAUGAAUUCACAAGCAAAAAUGUACAAUCAGUGGUGGAGCAGCUUUAUCGAAAACCUGGAGUUCCUAGAGGACCCUUUAGGUGUUCUCUUAGCUCUAUUUUUUUUCCCCUAGAGCAGAGUUUGUAGAGCUGCACCUAUUUAGCUGAAAAAUAUGGAGCGGUACAGUCAAACACGCCCUUAGUGCUUGCACCAUUCUCUUUCUGGAGUAUAAUACGUGGUUGAUACGAAAAGGGGGGAAGGAAAACAAUAUUUGGUUGUGCAAUAUAUAUGCUCAAGACAUGUGUAGUAGCAGUCUUAGCUAACUUUCAGUGAAUCAAUAGUGCCAAGAAACGUCUCAUUUUA
Molecule: messenger RNA, 1034 nt
Organism: Sorghum bicolor (sorghum)
Lineage: Eukaryota; Viridiplantae; Streptophyta; Magnoliopsida; Poales; Poaceae
Product: acyl-coenzyme A thioesterase 8-like
Exons: 8
Coding region: 123-653 (176 amino acids)
Biological process (GO): fatty acid catabolic process; acyl-CoA metabolic process
Molecular function (GO): fatty acyl-CoA hydrolase activity
Source: RefSeq, a predicted model, not a curated record